GGUCAGCGACAUCAGUUCCAUCGGCAACAUGCAACACCCAAGUUCUCAGUCCAGCUCCUUGGCCCUGCUCCUGACUUUCGUCCUGGCGGCCGUCGGUGUUCACGGCGACUACGAUUGGUAUGGCGAUUACUCGGGCUCUGAACUGGACUACAUCUUUGCGGAUGCGAACUACGAUGCUGUGUGCCCGCCAGGUGGCUAUGCUGUCUGCGCCACCGAUGGCUACAGCUACCAUCCAUUCUCGAGCAAGUGCCGCCUGGAUGCGCAGAACUUGAAGCUGCUGUUCGCCGGAAAGAAGGAACUAAUCCAAACUGACCUGAGCUACUGUCCCUCGUAUCCUGGCCAAUCGUAUGGUUCCCCAGCCCCUGCCCCUAGCUAUCAGCCCCAGCCGGUUCAGGAUUACGCCCCGGUUCGGUAUUCCGCAUCGUCUGGCCAGAACUCGUUCGCCUAUGCCGCUGCCAGUGGACCUUAUGGCGCCAAGGCGGUGGCUGAGGCUCCGGGUCCGUAUCCAGUCGCCUCUCCCUCCUACUCCGUCUCGUAUCCCGCCGCGCCGGCUGCUUAUGCCCCGCCCCCUGCCAAGUAUCCGUCGCCGCCCUCGUCCUAUCCCGUUUACUCCAAGCCCGUGCCAGCCUAUGCCGCCGUUUACAACUACGCUGGCACCACCAAGGCGCCAUCUAGCGGCUCGACUACGGCCACUACAGACACCACAACAACCAGUGCAUACCCUGCAUACCCCACCAAAUAUACAACCACCACAGCGGCAACAACCGCAGCGGCAACCACUACUGCAGCAACAACUACGGCGGCAACAACUACUGCAGCAACAACCACCGCUGCAACAACCACCGCUGCAACAACUACAGCUGCAACAACAACUGCAGCAACAACCACCGCAGCAACAACCACCGCAGCAACAACCACCGCAGCAACAACCACUGCAGCAACAACUACUGCCGCAACAACUAUUGCCGCGACAACUACUGCAGCAACUACUACUGCAGCAACAACCGAAGCAGCAACAACCAAAGCAGCAGCAACCGAAGCAGCAACAACCGAAGCAGCAACAACCAAAGCAGCAGCAACCACUGCAGCAACAACCGAAGCAGCAACAACCAAAGCAGCAGCAACUAACCCCUAAUUAAAAGAGGACAACUAUCGAUCACCAGCAGCAAUGAACAACGCACUAGAAAGUCCAGGAAAACCACAGAACAACCGCAGACAACCGAAGACAACAGCAAACGAAAUAAUCAUUCUGACCACAGCAAUAUGUAGAGUGUUCAAUUUAGCCACAAUAAAGCAAUCAGUACAGCACAUAAA
This is a messenger RNA of Drosophila teissieri, 1314 nucleotides long. Its product is annotated as spore coat protein SP96. Gene Ontology annotation, molecular function: protein tyrosine phosphatase activity. Lineage: Eukaryota; Metazoa; Arthropoda; Insecta; Diptera; Drosophilidae. The record is from RefSeq and is a predicted model, not a curated record. The transcript has 3 exons. The coding region runs from base 29 to 1135 and encodes 368 amino acids.